Molecule: messenger RNA, 1572 nt
Organism: Sycon ciliatum
Lineage: Eukaryota; Metazoa; Porifera; Calcarea; Leucosolenida; Sycettidae
Product: inactive C-alpha-formylglycine-generating enzyme 2-like
Exons: 8
Coding region: 193-1152 (319 amino acids)
Cellular component (GO): endoplasmic reticulum
Source: RefSeq, a predicted model, not a curated record
AUGUCAGGAAAUUUUCGAAAUGGGUUGAACGCAUCUCAUGACAAUCAUGAUCUUUCUGAUUGAAUACAGAAUACGAUACUUGUACUGAUUUUUCUUUUGGCUAUGUUUGUUGCUUAGUCCAGAACGUUGCAUAUUUCCCCCCGCAUUGGGUUAUAGUUUCUAGUGCGUCGUGAUAGAAUCCCUUGUGUGGCUAUGGCGUGGCUAGUGGCAUUCUCUCAGCCCUCUCACAGGUGUCUGAGUUUGACCGGAUUAGUAGCAUUGGUGCUGUUCAGUUCAGUGGCUGCAGUUAGUGACAAGUCCAAGUUCGACAAGAUGGUCAGGUUUGAAAGCGGCUCGUAUCGGCUAGGAACUGAUGAGAAGGAUGCUCGAGACGGGGAGGGACCUUCUCGAUUAGUGUCGGUAAAACCGUUUGAAAUGGAUCAGUACUCGGUGACAAACGAGCAGUUCAGAAAAUUUAUUCGGGACACCAAGUUCCGCACAGAGGCCGAGAAGUUUGGCUGGAGCUUUGUACUGGAGCCAUUUGUGUCAGAAAAGAUCAAAGCUACGAUCAAGGAGAGUGUGCAGGGUGCCCCAUGGUGGUUGCCAGUGAAAGGAGCGUACUGGAGGCAGCCGUUUGGCCCUGGCUCGUCGAUCAAGGAAAUGAUGCACUAUCCCGCAGUGCACAUCAGCUGGAACGACGCCACCGCCUACUGCAAGUGGGCAAAGAAGAGACUACCCACUGAGGCCGAGUGGGAGUUUGCUGCUCGUGGUGGUGGCCAGCAAGGGAAGAAGUAUCCUUGGGGAAACAAGUAUGAAAAGAAGCGCAUGAAUAUAUGGCAGGGUGAGUUCCCUGACACCAACACUAAGGAAGAUGGCUACCAUGGUGUGUGUCCUGCAGAUGCAUUCAAGCCUCAAAAUGAAAAAGGCAUGUACAACAUGAUUGGUAACGUGUGGGAAUGGACCAGUGAUCAGUUCCGUGACGAGAGUGGUGGACAGGAGAAGAAAUACGUGUUGCGCGGUGGAUCCUACCUUGAUACGGUCGAAGGCGAGAAGAAUCAUAUCGCACGUGUCACAACGCGAAUGGGUAAUACACCGGACUCUGGCUCAGACAACUUAGGUUUCCGAUGUGCAAAGAAGGCUAAAGGCAAAUCAAAGAGCAAGACUGAACUCUGAUGUCAAGCAUCUAGUUUAUAGUACGUGUGUUCUAAUCUUCUAUUUACAGCUGCAACACAAGAUUCCCCUCAUUGCCAGCCAAGUCCGAGCUCACGCACACUCAGUCCUUCAUGUACAGAUGACUUGGUGCAAUAGACAGCAUGAUGCUGGCAUCAUUAGUAUUCAGUAUCCGGUGUUUCAGGCUACCAUGUUCCCAGACUGAAUUAGGCAAUACUGAAUGUUUAGGCUACUGUCAAUGAGACAAUGAGAAUGGAACCUACUAGUUAUUCUCGGGACUUUUUAUUCUUAGUUUUCAAAUAUUUCCUUACUUUCAUCGCUAUUGACAGAAUUGUCUGGAACAAUACUAGUGCCAAAACCUUCAACAGAUUUCUGCCAGCCCCUCUUUUAUUUUCUGCAAUAUAUUUAUAUUGGAGGCUUCAA